ACAUUUUCCGUGCACGACUUCUGACGCGCGGAGCACGUGCAUUUAAACACCGCGACGUUAAAGUUGGAAGUUAAGUCGCGACUUUUUUUUUGUUUCCGUAUUUCUUUUAAUCUACUUUUACGGACGUGCUUCGAGGGAUAGGAUAGAAGGAAGUGUUUUACUGGGGCCAUAGCUAUUGCUACGUGUUGUGAUAUAAAAAGUUUUAGUUACGUUGUGGUUCCAUUUUUCUCAUAAAUAAGUUAUUAGAAAAAAAGGAAUAUUAAUUAUGAUAUCUUCAUACAUAACAGACUUUUCGUUUCGAGAUGUCGCUCUUUACAAGUGACUGUAAACGGAUUCGAAUCAACAACUUUUAUGUGAAUGAGAUCUGUAUAAAUUGGACAAUAAAUUUGAAUACUAAAAUAGUGGUUUUGUAAUAUAUUUAUAACGUAGAAUGUCUAUGUACUUCUUCCGGCUGCACAAUCUGCGCAGGGCCGCCGAAGAGGACAAAAAGAAAAAAUUACACCAACAGAAACAGAAACAACGUCGCACUACCAAUCGUCGAAGUCAUCGUUACACUGGCAACUCUGCAUUGACUCUAGCUCCCAGUCGAUUAUUCGAAAGAACGCCAUUGACUCCGAGCGAUAGUUUGGAUGAAGUAGCCUUGCAGAUUCCCAGGGUCCGCGUUGAAUACUACGUCAAUGAAAAUACUUUUAAGGAACGACUGCAACUAUAUUUUAUCAAAAAUCAAAGAUCUAGUCUUAGAAUAAGAAUCGCCAACCUAUUCUUUAAGCUACUUACAUGUAUUCUAUAUAUAAUACGUGUGAUUAUAGACGACGAUCCUAUGAACGCAAAAUGUUAUGGUUGUCGGAUACGAAACAAAACCGAAUUCAUGAUAUCGGCCAAUUUAACAGAAGAAAAAUUUCAAGAAAAUCCAAUAAUAAAUUGGGACGCGAUUCUGUGGGUGAACCGCCCCCUCGAGCUUUACGUCGUUCAGGUUAUUUUGGCCAUAAUCAGUCUAUCAGAAGCUUUACUAUUGGCCUAUCUAGGAUAUAAGGGUAAUAUUUGGCAGCAGCUGAUGUCUUUCCAUUUCAUCUUAGAAAUUGUGAAUACCAUUCCUUUUACGUUAACACUUUUCUACCCGCCAUUAAGAAACUUAUUCAUACCAGUGUUUUUGAAUUGUUGGCUAGCCAAGCACGCUCUGGAAAAUAUGUUUAACGAUCUCCAUAGAGCUAUGCAGAAAUCUCAGUCGGCUCUAUCCCAACAGCUGACGAUACUUUCCGCGACCCUCAUCUGUCUAGUAUUCACCAGCGUAUGUGGGAUCCAACAUUGUCAACGAGCCGGUCAUAGGCAUCUGAACCUCUUCCAAGCCACUUAUUAUGUCGUCGUAACGUUCUCGACAGUUGGAUACGGGGAUUUUGUACCUGACAUCUGGCCCUCUCAGCUUUGGAUGGUCAUUAUGAUAUGCGUCGCCCUAAUCGUCCUUCCCACACAGUUCGAGCAAUUGGCGUUUACUUGGAUGGAACGUCAAAAAUUGGGUGGUUCGUAUUCCUCACAUCGAGCACAAUCAGAAAAACACGUUGUUGUUUGUAGUACAACGUUACACGCAGACACGAUAAUGGAUUUUUUGAACGAAUUUUAUGCUCAUCCACUUUUACAAGACUAUUACGUUGUUCUUUUGUCUCCGAUGGAACUCGAUACGACCAUGAGAAUGAUAUUGCAGGUACCUAUUUGGGCACAAAGGGUUAUAUACAUCCAAGGAUCUUGUCUUAAGGAUACGGAUUUGGCAAGAGCACGUAUGAAUGAAGCAGAGGCGUGUUUCAUUUUAGCCGCUAGGAAUUACGCCGAUAAAACAGCUGCGGAUGAGCACACGAUUUUACGAUCGUGGGCAGUGAAAGACUUCGCUCCAAAUGUCGCCCAAUACGUUCAAAUUUUCCGACCCGAGAAUAAACUCCAUGUAAAGUUCGCAGAAUUCGUCGUCUGCGAAGAUGAAUUUAAAUAUGCGUUACUCGCUAAUAACUGCACCUGUCCCGGUGCUUCUACAUUGGUCACAUUGCUACUUCAUACUUCAAGGGGCCAAGAAGGUCAACAAUCUCAAGAGGAAUGGCAUCGUUUAUACGGACGAUGUUCCGGCAACGAAAUCUAUCACAUCAAAUUAGAGGAUAGUCGAUUCUUUGGAGAAUACGAAGGAAAAAGUUUUACUUACGCUAGUUUUCAUUCGCAUAGGAAAUAUGGCGUUGCUUUAGUGGGGGUUCGACCAGCACAACUUCCUGAAUUCUACGAAGAUACAAUCCUCCUCAAUCCCGGACCACGACAUAUUAUGAAAAAAGACGAUACUUGCUAUUACAUGAGCAUCACCAAAGAAGAGAAUUCUUCUUUCAGCGUCGCCAAUCAACAACCUACAUCCGGCGAAACAACCGCAUUACCUUCGAAAGAGGAGGACAAGACCAAUACAGUACCACCGGCUGCACCCAAAGACGGUACCACUCCUCCUCAACUCAUUCUGCAAGUCCCCACAUGUGUCACCACGUUUCCUGACAAUACAGUGACGAGUGACUCCCGACAAUGCCUUAAGGAAUCCUCACCAGGAUCUAUUACAUUCGACGUCUCCAUAACAGGUAACCAUCUAGAUAUUCCUAGAAGCGGUGGUGAAAAUCCUAACCUCCUAAGCCCCGAGAUGAUUAACCAGCGUCGAAAUUCUCGUAGACCCAGUAUUCUCCCUGUACCUGAUAUGUUCACCAGUAGUACUUUAAAUAUUGCUCAGGACGCCACUGACGAAGCUGACGAAAGCGAAGACGAACUCGAAGACGAUGUGCCUUGGAGAUCACCGAGUGAGAAAAUAGCCAUCGUAAAAGGCUUCCCACCGGUCUCCCCUUACAUCGGAGUGAGCCCGACGUUGUGUUAUCUCUUAAAAGAAAAGAAGCCGCUCUGUUGCCUUCAACUAGCCCAAGUUUGCGAGCAUUGCAGUUAUCGAAACGCAAGAGAUUAUCAAUGGCAGAACAAAACUAUCAUUUUGGCAGCCGAUUACGCUUCCAACGGUAUAUAUAACUUCAUAAUACCAUUGAGGGCGCACUUUAGAUCCAAAACGUCGCUCAAUCCGAUAAUUCUUUUGUUGGAACGCAGACCGGAUGUAGCGUUCUUAGAUGCUGUGUCAUAUUUUCCGUUAGUAUAUUGGAUGCUGGGAUCCAUCGAUUGUUUAGACGAUCUACUUAGAGCUGGAAUAACUCUUGCCGAAAACGUAGUGGUUGUAAAUAAGGAAUUGUCGAAUUCUGCAGAAGAGGAUUCUUUAUCAGAUUGCAAUACUAUUGUAGCAGUACAAACAAUGUUCAAAUUCUUUCCCAGCAUCAAAAGUAUAACUGAACUAUCUCAAUCGUCAAAUAUGAGAUUUAUGCAAUUUAGAGCUCACGAUAAAUAUGCUCUACAUCUUUCAAAAAUGGAAAAAAGGGAAAAAGAGAGAGGCUCCCAUAUUUCUUAUAUGUUUCGACUGCCUUUCGCAGCUGGCAGCGUCUUCAGUGCAAGCAUGCUGGAUACAUUAUUAUAUCAAGCAUUUGUUAAGGACUACGUCAUCACAUUUGUACGGCUUCUACUUGGUGUCGAUCAAGCUCCAGGAUCAGGAUUCCUCACAUCGAUGCGAAUAUCAAAAGAUGACAUGUGGAUUCGCACGUACGGUCGUCUUUAUCAAAAACUCUGUUCGACUAGCUGCGAAAUUCCCAUAGGUAUCUACAGGACUCAAGAUACCUCGAUUUCGGAUUCUUCUCAUAUUGACGAGGAUCUAGGACCGGAAAGAGUAGGUGUCACUUAUCGACCCAAGGAAGGAACGAACUGUCUCGGAUGUACUAAUAGACGGACAUCGUUGUAUUCAGUUAAUGGUAACGAUGAAGCGAAAGAUAAUCAUGAUCAGCAAAUAGAAAGAGCCGAAAUAGCUAAUCUUGUAAGAUCGAGAAUGGAAAGUUUGAAUUUACCAACUAUCGACUACAACGACGUAAGCGAGAAAAGAAACAGCCUUUCUUAUGUCAUUAUAAAUCCCAGCUGCGACCUCAAGUUAGAAGAAGGAGAUAUAAUAUACCUAGUACGACCAAGUCCGUUUUCGGCUCAAAAAACCUUCGAAAGACACAACAGCCGACGAAAAUCGAACAUCAGUUUCUGUUCCCAAUCGCUUCUCGCACAAAUGGCGAACAGUUCGCAAGCCGGAAGUCGGAGAGGUUCAGGUUUGGGUCUUAGCGGGUAUCAAUCGCCACGACCUCCACCUCUGGCUACCACAAAAUCAAAUUCAUUAUCUUUGCCCGAUAGUCCGACUGUAGCGGGAUAUCAAAGAGGUCGAUCGAAUAGUUUGCGUGUAAUUGACGAUAUUUUACUGCGUAGAUCGAAUUCUCUGAGACAAGGACUACCAAAUAUCGGAAAUUCUCGUAGAAAAAGUAGUUUAGAAGACAUAGGCUUGAGUCAUUUCAGUACGAAUUAUUCCAAUACUAUAAAGAUCGCAUUAAACGGCAGUAUUGGAUUGGAAGUGACGCCUCCAGAAGAAAACAGUCCGCCAGUAAUAAGCAGUAAUACGGCGCUAAUAAUGAAUCCGAAUAUGCCACCUCCUAUACCAUCGGUACUCACUGGCAGUACGUUAAGUCUAUCCCAAAGCGGUCUACCAGGCUCAACACCUCUUAAUAUGGGUUUCGGAGGUAUGGGUUCAUCGGCUUACGGAGAUGUAGGAGCUACUCAACAAGCUGCUUUACCUCCUACCCCCGUUACGGAUCCACAACACCUUCAAGGGACAAUAGUAUGAUAUAACCUCAUGUGGGGGAGGAGAAUGGGCAGCUUGAGAAAUAAGUGGCUCUAAAUCUUCUCGCUUCCACAGUAGGAACUCUGCGACUAUAUAGAGUGUAGUGAAAGGCGCGGAGAUAAAUUUUCAUUGUGAUGGCAGCUCUGAAUGUAGAAAAUGAGAUGUUCGCAGAUUCAUGCUUUUUUGAAGGAAUUUCUAUAAUAAAUAGACGAUUAGAGCAAUUUUUAACAAGGAGUUUAAAAUGUAAUUUAUCGAAAAUUUUUAAUUAGUCAAUUCCUUGCUUUUUGUUCCCCCGGAAGAAUAAUUCUGACCACCAAAAGUCAAAUGGGAAAAUUUUCAAUUUUUAAAAAAUAGAUUCCAUUCCAGGCAUGCAGAAAAAACUCUACUAUGAUUUUUCUAGCAGUUAAUAAUCGAUUUCGGUUCAUUGAAUAGAAUAAAAAUAAUUUUUGAUUCUUAUAAAACAAUAAAAAUUGUUUUCAAUCCCUGUUAAAAAAUUUUUCAAUUCAUUUUGAGUCAUUGAAAACAGCUAAGGGAAGAUAGAAUCGUGAAAGAUCAGUUUCUCUCAUAAUUUGUUCUAAAUUAUAUAAAAUGAACAUUGAAGAGAGCAAAAUAAGCGAGAAUUCAAAUUAGAUAAAAUCAUCAUCUUUGGUCGUGAUAUCAAAUAAUACGUCCUGGAUUUACCUAAAUCCAAACAGGAUGUUGGUUGUGUUUAGAAGAAAACUCCUGUUCAUUUUUGUGUUCUUGAAGAGUUUUUAGAUUCUGAUUAUUGUUCUGACAUUAAUAAUCACCUACGACGAUGCCUAAAAGUAGUUUUGUGAAAGCACCGUUUACUUUGUCUGCAUUACCACAAGUUUCAAUUUUUGAAGAACGGGGUUAAGAAUUUUUUAAUGCUAACUUGUUAAAAAUUGUUCAGUUUGCUUAUUAAUAACAAUAAUAAUAUAUAAAAGAUCUAUCUAUAUAUCUAUAAACAAAACUUACUUACAUCUCAUUUCUUCAAUAGGUUUUUCCCCACAAUA
Diorhabda sublineata is the source of this 5763-nucleotide messenger RNA. RefSeq names its product potassium channel subfamily T member 2. Gene Ontology annotation, biological process: potassium ion transport. Bases 431 to 4750 code for a protein of 1439 amino acids. NCBI's taxonomy places the organism in Eukaryota, Metazoa, Arthropoda, Insecta, Coleoptera, Chrysomelidae. Gene Ontology annotation, cellular component: membrane. Gene Ontology annotation, molecular function: intracellular sodium-activated potassium channel activity. The record is from RefSeq and is a predicted model, not a curated record. The transcript is spliced from 25 exons.